UCGGACGCAGCGCAGAGCCGCGGGCGGGCGGGCGGACGGACCGACCGACUGACUGACGGGAGGGCUGGGAGGCGAGCAAGAUGGCGCAUACUCAGGGCACCAAAAGGAAAGUCUGUUACUACUACGAUGGGGACGUUGGGAAUUACUAUUAUGGACAAGGCCACCCGAUGAAGCCUCACCGAAUCCGCAUGACUCACAACUUGCUGCUCAACUACGGUCUCUACCGAAAAAUGGAAAUCUAUCGCCCUCACAAAGCUAAUGCUGAGGAGAUGACCAAGUACCACAGUGAUGACUACAUUAAAUUCUUGCGCUCCAUUCGUCCAGACAACAUGUCUGAGUACAGCAAACAGAUGCAAAGAUCAAGUGCCGUGAAACUUAAUAAGCAACAGACGGACAUCGCUGUGAAUUGGGCUGGGGGCCUGCACCAUGCAAAGAAGUCUGAGGCAUCUGGCUUCUGUUAUGUCAACGAUAUCGUCUUGGCCAUCCUGGAAUUGCUAAAGUAUCACCAGAGGGUGCUGUAUAUUGACAUUGAUAUUCACCAUGGUGAUGGCGUGGAAGAGGCCUUCUACACCACAGACCGCGUCAUGACUGUGUCCUUUCAUAAAUAUGGAGAGUACUUCCCAGGAACUGGUGACUUACGGGAUAUUGGGGCUGGCAAAGGCAAGUAUUAUGCUGUUAACUACCCACUCCGAGAUGGCAUCGAUGAUGAGUCCUAUGAGGCCAUCUUCAAGCCGGUCAUGUCCAAAGUAAUGGAGAUGUUCCAGCCUAGUGCAGUGGUCUUACAGUGUGGCUCAGACUCCCUGUCUGGGGAUCGGUUAGGUUGCUUCAAUCUGACCAUCAAAGGGCAUGCCAAGUGUGUGGAAUUUGUCAAGAGCUUCAACCUGCCCAUGCUGAUGCUAGGAGGAGGUGGUUACACCAUUCGAAAUGUUGCUCGGUGCUGGACAUAUGAAACAGCAGUGGCCCUGGACACAGAGAUCCCAAAUGAGCUGCCAUACAAUGACUAUUUCGAAUACUUUGGACCAGACUUCAAGCUUCACAUCAGUCCUUCUAAUAUGACUAACCAGAACACUAAUGAGUACCUGGAAAAGAUCAAACAGCGGCUCUUUGAGAACCUGAGAAUGCUACCCCAUGCACCUGGGGUCCAAAUGCAAGCAAUUCCUGAGGACGCCAUCCCAGAGGAGAGUGGUGAUGAGGAUGAAGAAGACCCGGACAAGCGCAUCUCAAUCUGCUCCUCUGACAAACGAAUUGCCUGUGAGGAAGAAUUCUCUGACUCAGAUGAGGAGGGAGAGGGUGGCCGCAAGAACUCUUCCAAUUUCAAAAAAGCCAAGAGAGUCAAAACAGAGGAUGAAAAAGAGAAAGACCCAGAAGAGAAGAAAGAAGUUACAGAAGAGGAGAAAACCAAGGAGGAGAAGCCAGAAGCCAAAGGGGUCAAAGAAGAGGUCAAGUUGGCCUGAGCAGACCUCUCCAGCUCUGGUUUCUUAACAAGUUCCCUACCUUUCUCCCUAACCCCUCAGAUUUUAUAUUUUCUAUUUCUCUGCGUAUUUAUAUAAAAAUAUAUUAAAUAUAAAUAUCCCCAGGGACUAGAUAGGAACCAGGGCCCUAAGCCCAGGGCAGCAGUGCUGGGGGAACUUCCGGUAGCUGCCUUGCCCCCAUCCCUCCCCGAGUCCUAGUUCUGAAGCAUAAAAGGUGCAGGUCUGGGUGAAGGAUGCAGCCAUGACAAAAAUCCUGAAAUACCAAGUGCCUGCUUAGUAGUCCUGGAACAAUGCCCUUAUUAAGAAAUAGUGGCUGGGUCUUCUAAAUGCUACCAGCCAUUUUUAGACUGGUUCUGUUUUCAUACCUUGCCAUUGGCCUCAGGUGAGUCAAGAAACUCCUGCUACCCUGUCCUCCCCAAUUCUGUAGGUGGUUGGUAGUCUAACUUCCUUUUUGAGAUACUAUUUUCAUUUUUGUGACUCUUUGUAAUAAAAUGGUACAUUUCUAUACCCUUC
This is a messenger RNA of Dipodomys ordii (Ord's kangaroo rat), 1985 nucleotides long. It is a transcript of the gene Hdac1, whose product is annotated as histone deacetylase 1. The transcript has 13 exons. The coding region runs from base 81 to 1454 and encodes 457 amino acids. The record is from RefSeq and is a predicted model, not a curated record. Gene Ontology annotation, molecular function: histone deacetylase activity. Lineage: Eukaryota; Metazoa; Chordata; Mammalia; Rodentia; Heteromyidae.